UGCAGCAUUUUAACGAAUGAAUACAAUCAUCCUUGAACCACGUGACGAUACCGAGUUCGAGUUCGAAAAUGUAAACACAAACACUGAAAAAAGAUUUGUUUGGUAAUUUGAAUUGCAUGUGUGUGUUUGUAACAGCACUUAUUUUUGAACCAUUCUUAGCCAUUCAGUUAUCCCUAUUUGAACUGCAAUAUAAAGACAUUCAGACCACGAUAAUGCCCUAAAUAACUGUGUGGCGAGGCCAGCGCCAUCCAACCGUUCACCAUGGCUCUUGUUGGAGAAGAGCUGGCGAGGCCUUUGACCGAGGAAACUGACGGAAACGUUUCACGGGACGAAGGCGCCGAAUCGAGCCAAGCGGUCUCUCGCGUGCGUCCCAGUGAGGACGACAGUGAGGCGUCCGACGAACAGGCUGCCGAAAUCGUCGAGCUCCUACCGAAUGAGAGUCGCGAGAGAACAGAGGAGGGGACAGAAGACGACGAGCCGCAGCGCGCGGGCGGCUCGCCCCAAGAAGCAGUGGUUCCUCACCCGUGUGUGACGCCCAAUGAGGAGUCGUUCGAGUGCACCAUCUGUCUGUUUGACAUCCCGCCGGGCAGCGGCGCGGUGCUGCGCCAGUGCACGCACACCUUCUGCAGGCAGUGUCUCGCCAGCCUGGUAAAGCACUGCGACGACACGGAGGUGCGCUGUCCGUUCUCCAGCACGGAGAUGGCCUGCCGCGGCGUGCUGCUGGACAGCGAGGUGCGCGCGCUCGUCUCGGCCGAGGUGAUGGCGCUGCGCGACAUGCGCUGCCUGAACCGGGCCGGCUUUGACAUCGCCACCGGCCAGCUGUGGCCCAGUCUGACCGAGACCACCAUGCGCGACCUGGUCACUAACAGCACGCGCUUCGAGUGUCCGCUGUGCUUCAGCGCGGCGGCACCCGGCGCCGGCGUGGUGCUCAAGGACUGUCUGCACUCGUUCUGCCGGUCGUGUCUGGUGGACGUGGCCGAGGGCUGUGUGCUGGAGGAGGUGCCGUGCCCGUGCACCAGCUCCGACUACCGCUGUGAGAGCUACCUGCUCCAGGAGGAGGUGCGCGCUCUGCUCGGGCCGGCCGCCUACACGCGCCGCAUGGAGCGCGCGCUGCAGCACGCCAGCGAGGAGCGCGCCGCCCGCCAGAUGUGGGGCACGCUGCAGGCCAUCGGCCAGCAGGACCUGGCGCCCAACGCCGACCCGUUCGACUGUCCCAUCUGCUUCUGCACCAUGGAGCCCGGCGAGGGCGUCGUGCUGAAGGAGUGUCUGCACACGUUCUGCCGCGACUGCCUGGCCGGCCUGGUGCGCCACUGCGACGCGCCCGAGGUGCAGUGUCCGUUUGUCAGUAACGAGUACAGCUGCACCAGCACGCUGACAGCUAAGGAGAUACGCGCGCUGGUCAGUGACGAGGACUACGAGCGUCACCUGGCGCGCUCGCUGCGCCAGGCCGAGGGCAACACGGCCAACUCGUUCCACUGUCGCACGGCCUCGUGCGCCGGCUGGUGCGAGUUCGAGGACACGGUCAACACGUUCUGCUGCCCGGUGUGCACGCGCGUCAACUGCAUCACGUGCCGCGCCAUCCACGAGGGCAUCGACUGCCGCGACUACCAGGAGAGGCUGGCGGCCGACGCGCGCCACAACGAGGAGGCACGCCAGACGCAGGCCUACCUGCAGGACAUGCUGGCCCGCCGGCAGGCCAUCAACUGCCCCGUCUGCCGCAUCGUGCUCAUGAAAAAGGACGGCUGUGACUGGAUGCUGUGUCCGGCGUGCCGCAACGAGGUGUGCUGGAUCACGGGGAAGGCGCGCUGGGGCCCGCGUGGCCGCGGGGACAGCUCCGGAGGCUGCCGGUGCCGGGUCAACGGCAAACUGUGCCAUCCCAACUGCCGAAACUGCCACUGACGCCGGCCGAGAGCUCCACAGACGCAUGACCAUGAAUUACGGAGAUUAUCGAUGUGCCAUGCCAACUGGCUGUGCUGCUGUUUAUUGCCGGAUGUGUAUAUGAGUGUUGUGUUUCGCCUCUGCAUUUACCGUAUAAUGUGAAUUUGUGUGACACGGUUUGAUAAGCAUGCUGAACAGUUCAGCCCCAAGAAGGGAUUAUUUAAUUCAGAAAUGGCCAGUAACCAUUCCUUAUUUUUAGGAGCUCGAGUAGCUGGCACCAGUGAGCCGUUGUAGAUAUAUUGAAAAGCCUAGUGUUCAUUCAUCAUGCAUUGAUCGCUCAUGAAAUCGUUAGCAGUAUUUCAGCUCUGGGAUUUGUGCUGCUCACGGUCAUGUUUUCGUAAAGCACACGUAGCUCAAGCUUUUAUGUUAUAGGUUUGAUGAAUAAAAGAUACUAUAUUCGUCAAAUUAGCUCAGGCCAGUCCAUGCUUGUGAUCAAAUGAGCUGACCUGCAAUGAUACUCGAAAUGUCUUUAUCAUAUCUGUAAAUGAACUUUUUGUUUUGCGAUUGAUGCGCAGAAUAAACGUUUUCAUUAUCAAAAA
Amphibalanus amphitrite is the source of this 2477-nucleotide messenger RNA. RefSeq names its product ranBP-type and C3HC4-type zinc finger-containing protein 1-like. The transcript has 2 exons. Gene Ontology annotation, biological process: proteasome-mediated ubiquitin-dependent protein catabolic process; protein linear polyubiquitination. The record is from RefSeq and is a predicted model, not a curated record. Bases 262 to 1899 code for a protein of 545 amino acids. NCBI's taxonomy places the organism in Eukaryota, Metazoa, Arthropoda, Thecostraca, Balanomorpha, Balanidae. Gene Ontology annotation, cellular component: LUBAC complex. Gene Ontology annotation, molecular function: ubiquitin binding; ubiquitin-protein transferase activity.